Molecule: messenger RNA, 1086 nt
Organism: Mesorhabditis belari
Lineage: Eukaryota; Metazoa; Nematoda; Chromadorea; Rhabditida; Rhabditidae
Source: the annotation of a GenBank genome assembly
AUGGGCCUUUCUCCGGUCAUCGUUUUGCUCGUUCUUCCAUCGAUUUUUGCCUUUUCGUGCAAAGAUCAAAACAAUAAAGAUGUCGAUUGGUUUGCCGUCUACAAAAUGCCGAUUGAGAAGGAUAACACUGUGAUCGACAUUGCUCAAGGCCUUGCUUUCUACUAUUUGGAUGUAAACGACCCAUCGCAACUCCGUCCAUCAGCACAACCCCUAAACAGCACAAAUCAAGCAAUCGCCAACACGCUCAAUCAAUUCUACGCGGUGAAAGACGACAAGACAAUCUUCCAUGUGAUGUUCAAUGAUGAGCCCUAUGGCACCGUUUCGAUGUCAUCCCAUGUGGCGAAUCGAGUCGACAGUCGAAUCUAUCGACCAGAGCUGGCUGCUGUUCAAUUUGGGCACACAAAGGGCACCCUCUUCUUCGAUGGUCAAACGGGAGUGUGGUUGGUGCAUUCGGUACCGAAAUUCCCUCCACCUGAUCACUAUCAAUAUCCGGAUUCGGGAACCGAUUACGGGCAAACGAUGUUGUGCAUGACGUUCACCUAUGCUCAACUCAAGGAUAUUGGAACUCAACUUUUCUACAACCAUCCCGACAUCUACUCAUCGAAUCUUCCAACAAGCAUGGCCUCCGCAAAUCCCGAUCUUGCUAAUCUGAUCGCCGGAAAAUUCCAAUCAGGCGCCAACUCGCACUCAUCAAUAACACUCACGACAAAGGGCGGUCAACAGUUCAAAUCUUUCGCUAAAACCGCCGACUUCAACGAUGAUCUCUACCAAAAACUCUUGGCUCCUUCACUCCGAACUCCAUUCAUUGUGGAGAGCUGGAGAAGAGGAAGCGAAGUGCCGUUGACUUGCGGAGAUCCAUUCCCGGUCAAUGAUGCCUUGACGAUUAAGGUCGGCGAGUCCCUUGAAUUCAAAUACACGAAAGAUCACAGCAAAUUGGCCCGUUCAGCUCUUAAAACAAGCCCCUAUGUGUGCAUUGGAGACAUCAACAGAAUGACUUCACAAUACGUGCGUGGCGGUGGCACGACUUGCAUCAGUAACGACAAGAUGUGGAAUGCUUUCAACGUGAUCACCACACAAAAUCAAUGC